CUGCCAUGUCGCCAGCGCCCAAGCCUGCGUCCAAGCCCAAGAGCUAUCGGUGCGUCGGCGACUGCAAGCUUCAGAAGACGAGGCUCUGGUGAUGCUCAACAAAGGUGGUAUGGCAUUCGUCCACCGCGACUUUUUGCCGUGGGCCCAGCGUCUCAUGCUUGUGGUGCGGUCGACCUUCUCGCUCUCGCGCGGGAACGAGUCGCUGGCUGCAACGGCCGCGUCGGUAACAAGCGACGACGUCCUACCGCGCCUGUUCGACGAAGCGUGGACCAAGGCGUUUGAUCUCAACGAGAGCCUCCUCCACGACACGAAGCUGCGUGACAAAUUGCACAAGGCUCUGCAGCUCUCAGCCAUGCAUGCGCGCAUUGGUGUUGUCGUUCACCGAUUUUCGGCCCAGUACCUCGGCCGCCACGUUGACAAGUCGGGCACCCUCGCGCUGCGCCAGAAGCUCAAGGCGGAGACGGGCAAGACACCACAGCCAUUACAAGGCAAGCGCAAGGCGCAGACACCGGUAGCGGCACCGGUCAAGAGUCGCCAGAUGAAGAUGACAAAGAUGGACCCUACGCCAAGCGCAACGCCAAGUAGAUUAGCCUCGACCUACUAAUUGACCGAUUAUCCUCCUUAGUACA
Molecule: messenger RNA, 629 nt
Organism: Saprolegnia diclina VS20
Lineage: Eukaryota; Oomycota; Saprolegniomycetes; Saprolegniales; Saprolegniaceae
Exons: 1
Coding region: 92-604 (170 amino acids)
Source: RefSeq, a predicted model, not a curated record